Monopterus albus (swamp eel) is the source of this 666-nucleotide messenger RNA. RefSeq names its product mitochondrial ribosomal protein L57 (gene mrpl57). Bases 110 to 421 code for a protein of 103 amino acids. Gene Ontology annotation, molecular function: structural constituent of ribosome. NCBI's taxonomy places the organism in Eukaryota, Metazoa, Chordata, Actinopteri, Synbranchiformes, Synbranchidae. Gene Ontology annotation, cellular component: mitochondrial ribosome. The transcript is spliced from 3 exons. The record is from RefSeq and is a predicted model, not a curated record. Gene Ontology annotation, biological process: mitochondrial translation.
AGGACACAAAGUACUCAUGUUGCACUUAACUUUGUAUUACUUUCUUCAUCUUGUCGAAGUAAGGUGAUUUGUACUUCCCUUGUUAAAAAGUUAGAGAUAAUUUGUCACCAUGUUCCUCACCCUGAGCCUGCUGCGGAAAGGUAUCCCUGGCAAGCAGUGGAUUGGAAAGUAUCGACGUCCACGACAGGUUACAUGGCAGAUGAAACGCAAUAUGUUGAAGCAGCUGGAGCGCGAAGCGGCGAACGAAUACUGGAUCAGCCGACCGUACCUGAGUCCGGAGCAGGAGUACCGGCACGCAGCAGAACGCAGAGCGCAGAACUGGCUCAAGAUCAAGGAGACCAAAUUCGCCAAUUUCCCUGAACACAAGAACAUAACAGAUCACUUGAGUCAUCUCAAUGUCACCAAAACAUGGUCGAGCUAAUGUGAGCAAUAAGACGACAUGCAAAGACUGUCUUUAUAGUGUGACAAUUUAACAUGAUUAUAUGUGCAAGAGAAAUCUCUGUUUUAUGUGCUGUUGUGAAGCAGGACGUCUCCACAGUAGAUUCCACCUCUAAGUUCAAAUCUGUAAACUCUUGUUGGAUUUGUAUCACAGAAACAGAAUCCACACUGCAACUGGACUGUAGUUUCUGCAGAUUUUUAUCUUUCACAUAAAACUGCUUAACACUC